Messenger RNA from Prunus avium (sweet cherry), 2366 nucleotides. Lineage: Eukaryota; Viridiplantae; Streptophyta; Magnoliopsida; Rosales; Rosaceae. The record is from RefSeq and is a predicted model, not a curated record.
UCUUUUGCACGUGAAUGAACAGAAUAAGCUUUAGCUUCUUCCCACAAGCAUGUCUUUGAACUUCUGGUACCAUCUCUUACUCAACAAAGAGUAAAACUCUCUCUCAAAUCCUGUAUCUGCCAAUACAUCAGAAAUCGGAGGAAAGCAAAUGAAAACUGAUUCAAGAAACAAAUCAUCCAUUACCACUGUUUUAGAAGAUGAAGGCUCAUCCACAGCACUAGUUGUUGAAGCUGAACAUGCUGUACCUCUCAAUGUUGUUGUGGAUGCACCCAUUGUGUCAUCUUACAAUGAUAAAAUUCGUCCUCUGCUUGAUGCGGUUGACAAGCUCCGUAGCCUCGAGGUUAUGGAGGAAGGCAUUCAGCUCCCGACAAUUGUUGUUGUUGGAGACCAGUCAUCUGGUAAAUCUAGCGUUCUUGAAUCCCUUGCUGGAAUCAGCCUGCCACGUGGACAAGGCAUCUGCACAAGGGUUCCUCUCAUAAUGAGGCUUCAGCACCACUCUGAUCCUGAACCAGAGCUUUCACUAGAGUACAAUGGCAGAGUUGAGCACACUGAUGAGGACAACAUUUCUGAGGACAUUGUGAAUGCCACCAAUCUGAUUGCUGGGGACAGUAAGGGAAUUUCAGACGCCCCAUUGACCUUGUUGGUGAAGAAGAAUGGUGUGCCUGAUUUGACCAUGGUUGACCUCCCUGGAAUCACUAGGGUUCCAGUUCGUGGCCAGCCUGAGAAUAUCUAUGAUCAAAUCAAAGAUAUAAUCAUGAAGUAUAUAAAGCCCGAAGAGAGCAUCAUUUUGAAUGUGUUAUCUGCUUCUGCUGAUUUUAGCACAUGUGAGUCAAUUAGUAUGUCGCGGAGUGUGGAUAAAACUGGUGAGAGGACUCUGGCUGUGGUUACAAAGGUGGACAUGGCACCAGAAGGACUAAUAGAGAAGGUUACAGAUGAUGAUGUGUACAUUGGUCUUGGCUAUGUCUGCGUAAGGAACCGGAUUCGAGAUGAAACGUACGAGGAGGCAAGGGCUAUUUCGGAUCAAUUAUUUAAUACUCAUCCUCUUCUUUCACAGAUCCAUAAAUCUAUGGUUGGAAUUCAGGUUUUGGCUGAAAAGUUGGCCCAAAUUCAAGCUACUAGCAUAGCUAGAAACUUGCCUAGUAUUGUCAAGAAGAUCAAUGACAAGCUGAGUGCUUAUCUUUCUGAGCUCAACGAAAUGCCAAAAAGUCUGUCAUCUGUUGCUGAGGCGAUGACCGCAUUUAUGCAAAUCAUCGGAGCAUCCAAAGAAUCACUUAAGAAAAUUCUUGUCAGGGGAGAAUUUGAUGAGUUCCCGGAUGAUCAACGCAUGCAUUGCAAGGCUAGGCUGGUUGAGAUGCUCAAUCAGUACUCAGAUCAACUUCACAAGUGCAAGGAGAAUGACCCCAAAAAUAACUUCUUACUGGAGGAGAUAAAGAUUUUGGAGGAGGCAAAAGGUAUCAAUCUUCCCAAUUUUGUUCCCCGCAAUGCUUUUCUUGUACUUUUGCAGGGAAAAGUGAGGGUUAUUUCGAGCAUACCUAUUGAGUUUGUUGAGAAGGUUUGGAGUUAUGUUGGGGAUGUGGUUAUUUCUGUGUUAGUGAAAAAUACACACGACUAUUAUCAUCUUCAUGUGGCUACCAAGAGAGCUGCCCAUAAUCUUAUUGAAAAGGUGAAAGAAAAGUCACUCAACUGGAUCUUGGAGAUUGUAGAAAUGGAGAAGCUGACAGAUUAUACAUGUCAUCCUGAAUAUGUAUCUGAUUGGAAUAGUCUCAUGACCAAGCAGAAAGAAUUCAUAGGUAAGGUCUUGAAUGAUCAGAAACGACCCUCCAAGAUGAUCAUAGAUGGUAUUGGGGAGAUUGAAAUUGAAGGCCUAAGGAAGUACACUCAUGUUGAUUUAUCUCUGGCUUUUGACUUGAAAAUGCGGAUGACUGCUUAUUGGAAGGUUGUUCUGAGAAGGUUGGUUGAUUGCAUGGCCUUGCAUUUGCAACUCACUGUUGCAAACCUUGUGAACAAAGACAUGGAAAUGGAGAUUGUUUGUGAGUUAAUGGGACCAAAUCAUGGCCGUGGUAUUGAGAGGAUGCUCGAGGAAGCUCCAUCAAUUGCGGUCAAGCGCGAGAAGCUCAACAAGAGCAUCAAAAAGCUCAAGGAUUCUAAGGAGGUGGUUGGUAAGAUCAUGGAUACUUAUGCUGGUUAACUUGUGGGAUAGCUAUAAUGAUCAAUGUUCUGUUAAUUUCUAGUUAUUAGGUAUGUAGUUAAAUGAUGGCCACUUUCUACUUACAGCAGACAUUUUGUUAGUCCUGUGUGGAUGAUCUGUUUCUGCUUAAUUAAGGGCACAUUUUGUUUAUCAUGUACCUGGUAUCCUGUGUGUAACA